CUUAAAGAUCUUUUUAAUCAUUUGUGUCACCCCUGAGGUAAAUCAGAAUCGCUGACUUGGCCCGGCUGGGUGAUACAAGCGUGGGGUGGGAUAGUACGGCAGGCCUGGUUUCACCUCCCGGACCACCGACCAAGCUGGACAUGCCCAUAAUCCUAGCUAACUGGGAGGCUAAGAAGAGUCUCCCACCAGCCAGAACCUGCCAGAGACACUUAACUUUUUAGAAAUACUCUUCCUCUUUCCUCCUCCCUCCCACCCAUCCUCUCUCUCUCUAUUUUAUUAGGGGGAAGAAAGAGUCUGUGACUCAAAGUGACGUUUACAUAGAGGAAGUCAUCUAGAAUACUGGAUCUCAAACUUCGUCAGGUGACAGAGCACCUGGUGUGGAACUUAAAACACAGAUACUUUGAGCUUUGAUCAAGCAAAUGCUGCAAAGCCACGUAAAGAAGAUCUCUAACAGGCAUUUCUCGACAACUAUAUAGUCAACUGAUGUAACAAUGGUACUAAUACUGGGACGCAGACUGAACAGAGAGGAUCUCGGGGUGCGUGAUUCCCCAGCAACUAAGCGCAAAGUUUUUGAAAUGGACCCCAAAUCUCUGACAGGCCGUGAGUUUUUCGACUUCUCUUCAGGAUCAUCCCAUGCUGAAAACAUACUGCAGAUAUUUAAUGAAUUCCGAGACAGCCGCUUAUUCACAGAUGUUAUCAUUUGUGUGGAAGGAAGAGAAUUCCCCUGCCAUCGAGCUGUGCUUUCGGCGUGCAGUAGCUACUUCAGAGCUAUGUUUUGCAACGACCACAGGGAAAGCCGAGAAAUGCUGGUCGAGAUCAAUGGGAUCUUAGCUGAAGCCAUGGAGUGCUUUCUGCAGUAUGUCUAUACUGGGAAGGUGAAGAUCACCACAGAGAAUGUACAGUAUCUCUUUGAAACAUCAAGCCUCUUUCAGAUCAGUGUUCUUCGGGAUGCGUGUGCCAAGUUCUUGGAGGAGCAGCUUGACCCUUGUAAUUGCUUGGGAAUCCAGCGCUUUGCUGAUACCCAUUCACUCAAAACACUCUUCACAAAAUGCAAAACUUUUGCAUUACAGACUUUUGAGGAUGUGUCCCAGCAUGAAGAAUUUCUUGAGCUUGAUAAAGAUGAACUUAUCGAUUAUAUUUGCAGUGACGAACUUGUUAUUGGUAAAGAGGAGAUGGUUUUUGAAGCCGUCAUGCGUUGGGUCUAUCGUGCUGUGGAUCUGCGAAGACCACUGUUACAUGAGCUCCUGACACAUGUGAGACUCCCUCUGUUGCAUCCCAACUAUUUUGUUCAAACAGUUGAGGUGGACCAAUUGAUCCAGAAUUCUCCUGAGUGUUACCAGUUGUUACAUGAAGCAAGACGGUACCACAUUCUUGGGAAUGAAAUGAUGUCCCCAAGGACUAGGCCACGCAGGUCCACUGGCUAUUCCGAGGUGAUAGUCGUCGUUGGAGGCUGUGAGCGCGUUGGCGGAUUCAAUCUUCCAUACACUGAGUGCUAUGACCCGGUAACGGGAGAGUGGAAGUCUUUGGCUAAGCUUCCAGAAUUUACCAAGUCAGAGUAUGCGGUCUGUGCUCUAAGGAAUGACAUCCUUGUCUCAGGUGGAAGAAUCAACAGCCGUGACGUCUGGAUUUAUAACUCACAGCUAAACAUCUGGAUCCGAGUUGCCUCUCUAAAUAAAGGCAGGUGGCGUCACAAGAUGGCUGUCCUCCUUGGUAAAGUAUAUGUCGUUGGAGGCUAUGAUGGGCAAAACAGACUUAGCAGCGUGGAGUGUUAUGAUUCCUUUUCAAACCGAUGGACUGAAGUUGCCCCCCUUAAGGAAGCAGUGAGUUCUCCUGCAGUGACGAGCUGUGUAGGCAAACUGUUUGUGAUUGGUGGAGGACCGGAUGACAAUACUUGUUCUGAUAAGGUUCAGUCUUACGAUCCAGAAGCCAAUUCCUGGCUCCUCCGCGCAGCUAUCCCGAUCGCCAAGAGGUGCAUAACUGCCGUGUCCUUGAACAACUUGGUCUACGUCGCCGGUGGGCUGACCAAGGCCAUCUACUGCUACGACCCAGUCGAAGACUACUGGAUGCACGUGCAGAACACAUUCAGCCGACAGGAAAACUGUGGUAUGUCUAUAUGUAAUGGUAAAAUAUACAUUCUGGGUGGAAGACGGGAGAACGGAGAAGCCACAGACACGAUCCUGUGUUACGACCCUGCGACAGGGAUCGUCACGGGGGUGGCCGCGAUGCCCCGGCCAGUGUCCUACCACGGCUGCGUGACCAUCCACAGGUACAACGAGAAGUGCUUUAAGCUCUGACCAGGACACCUCACCCGAGGAGCCACACUCCAGGGUGGGAACUUGACAUAUCUCCUUUGUGCCAUAUGCAAAAACAGAAGAAAAAGGAAAAAUAGUAACUGUGGUGCCUUUCACCCUAAAAUAUCAGCCUUUCAAACUGUAAUAAAUCCUUUCCUGUAAUUGAAAAAGAAACGUUUUGUUAAGGAAGUGGUUGUUGCUUGGCCUUUGAGAGUGUACCUGUGUAAGAGUUUGUAAGAUGCCUCUGUGGCGUAGGAAACAGUGUCUCAUCUGCACACCUUUUAGGAAUUGUGAGUGGUCUUCUUUUAUGUAUGUUUAUAUGCAAGAUUGUAUAGUCCUCAUUUUGUGAUAUACGUAGAGAAAAUUGCCUGACCGCAGCUUUGUUUAGGUUGAAUCACAUAAUGCCUAGAAUGCAUGGUGAAGGGGGGAAAAAUCAGCUUAAAAAAAAAUCUUUGUUGUGGACAAAGUAAUUUUAUUGAAAGGUUCUUUUUUCUGUAAUUGAUAAAAAUAUAAUGUCAACAAUUCAAAUAUAAAAGAUUCGAUUAUUGUGACUUUAGAAUUGCAUUGUUAUAUUAAACAUUGUGUUUUUUUGGGGGGGUGGGUUGGUUAGGUAGGAGAUAAAAGUAAGGUCCCCUAAAAGGGGUAUUAAAACAGGCUAAUGUCUAAGAAAAAAUUAAAUCACUAUUGCAGGAAAAACGACCCAUCAUCACUCUUGUAGUAUUUAAGCCGCAUCUUGUAAGGAGUCUAAGUCUGUUGACUUACUGUCUUGUGAAAAGCAGGAAGGGGUUUUCUCCCUAGCCCCCUUGGGUUGCACCUCACCAGUCACUAGUAAGGUGCUUUGGGCGAGGACCACAUCCCUGACUACCUACUUUCAUGCAAACAGCUAAAAAUCCUGAGUCUGCUGUUGAGGUGACUGGUAGGAUAAAGCAGGGACCACCUAUCCCCGUGGGUCCAUUUUGCUUUUAAAUUUAGCUAUCUGAAAACACUUAUAGUAGUUCUAGUCUUCUAAGACAGAUCUUUCAUUUGGUACCCAUUGUGUCAAAUAGUGAUCAGCAUUUCCUAGCUUCUGUAUAGCAGAUUGCUUUUGCCUAGAUUUCUCCACUCCAGUUUACAAAGCUUCCCGGUUCCCACUGAGGGCAGAAAGGUAAAGCUCUCUCAGAGGGCAGAUAAUGGCUGCGGCAGGCACCGCAGCACGGGGCGAUCGUGGUGCCUGUGUGGACGGUUUCCCACAGCCUGCGUGUGUUCCAGCUGCCUGCUAUCUGGACUUCCCGGUUACUACUGGCUCCCACAGGAUCGCACGUUCCUGUGCCAGGAGAGAUGGUGCCGGUGCGUGGCUGCAGUGCUGCCAGGUCUCUGCUUGAACCAAGACGGUGAUCAAACUCCUAACCUGGGGGGCCGCAGGGGGCACGGUGGUUAAGGGUGCUGCACUCCCACGUGGCCGACUGGUUCAAGUCCCGGACCUUUCUCACUUUCUCUCUCCCUCCCUCCUUCUAUGGUCAAAUUUAAAUAAAUAAAGUUAAAUAAAAUCAUUCUUCAAAAAAAAAACCUUACCUUGGUAAAAUACCUUUUUUCCCUCAACUUAGAACAAUACAGAGAUUUCAGAAUGACAUAUUUGAAAUUUUAAUGCUUAGCUAAAUCCAAAUUCUAAAGAAAGCUCUACAAAAUUUACAGCAUUUUAGGGAAUUUUUAUUUUCCAGAUCAUAAUUUCAAAAUCAUAUAUACCUUUUCGUGAUAACUAUCAGAGCAGUUUAGAAAACUAUUUCAGCUAUUUUAGUUGAAAGAGUUGUAAGUACAGUUGGGAUAAUCGUGCUGUAAUUUCAGACACUUCUGAAUUACACGUUUGCAGAUAAUAGGGCCUAUUUAGUUCAGAUAAUGUGUGUGGAAAACAUGUUUGAUAAAUGCUGAAGAUAUACAAAUGGUCAUUGUAUUUUCAUAUGCAUUUGCAGGAUCAUAUCCAUUGGUAAAUACAGACUUCACAUAAAAAGACUUUCUUAAGAUAACUUUGUAGUCUAGUAUUUUUGUCUAUUUUAAAAGUAUUAACUAGUGUGUUUUGUUGCACGUUUCUUUUUAAUAUCUCUGUGUCUAUUUUAGCAAAUUUGAAGUGAAAUCCUAAAAACUAAAAACUGAAUUUAUUUAAACACAGACCUCAUACCAAUAUCGUUUGAUUUUUUUCUCUAUAUAAUUUAAAACUGCAUAAAUUAAGUAGUUGUGACUUAUGGCGAAGGCCCUCAGGAAUUUAACUUGAAUCCUAGAAAACUGAAAUAACUAUUUUUAAAGUUACCAACUGGUAUUUUAAUUUCCUUUCAUUAUUUAUCUUCCUUACUAAUUUUUGGAGAUAAUGGAUGUUAGCCUUGAUAAAAUAAAAAAGAAUCUUAGGGCAUAAUCAAAGGACUAUAUCAACCACAUUAGCAUCAGAUUAUAUUCAUUCUGUCACACAUGCCUGACUGUUGACGCUCAUGUGAGUCUGGGUUAGUGUGUGUAUGUGUGUGUGUAUACGUAGAUAGAUACGAUGACUGUAUACACACAUCCAUACAGACACACACUAGUGAUUUUAGCAGUUUGUGAUGAUCAGAAAAUGCACAUAAAGUAAAAAUCCAUUGACCAUAUUCAACUCAAAUCCGGAAGAUCCUUCUAUUUGGGCAUUUUAAAGUACUUUUUUACAUUCGGGAGUCCAUGAUGAGUAUUAGCAAGGACGACUUGCAUGCAGUCAGAAGCCAUGGAGUGCAUCUGGUUUACAGGGUGAGAAACACACUGCAGGUGGACAUGAGUUCGUAAACCUGUUGGAAAGGGAAUUCAGAGGUAUGUUUUGUGGAUCAACAAAGUAUAGUUUUUUGUCUUCCAGGUUUGUUUGUUUUUUUUUUUUCAUGAAGUUUAUCCUUUUCUGUGUUUUCCUUUCCGUGAGUGAGCUACAAAGUGACUUAAUUUUUACAACGGAAGAACUUCUCUGCUCUACUCUUCCCCUAACUUCACUGAAGGGUGUGAAAGCGGUGGCCUGCUGGGUCUUCAGUAACCUUCUUUUCCUAGAUGCCUGAAAUAUAGGUAGUUAGACUCCAUGUAAACCAGGUGUAAUGAUGUAAAUACUCAGGGAGGGUCUUAACUUGUCACUUUUGCCUAUCUGGGGUAUUUAAAGUGUCAUAAAUAACCUUAAAUUCGUGAUUCUAGAGCAGAUUUAAUUUGGUAAACGGGCUUCACACGUGGAGUUGGUUGAACAUUCAUUCUUUUACAUUUGGAAAGAUGAAAAUGUUGUGGACUGAUACAUUUUCUCUUAGUGAAUAUGAAUUGUUUCUGUAUGUCUACUGUCAAUACCCUUUUGAAACUCAGGAAAGACAAAGGUUUGAUGAUACUACUUUUGUCAAUACACAAACCAGGUGUGUGUGGGGUUUUUUUUUCCCUCCUGUUGUCUGGAUAUGACAAUAGACUUUUUUUUUAAAAAUUGCUGUGAGAACCAUACAUGAAAAGAGAGGAACUGAACUGUUCAUGUGUGCCUUGUCUGUCUUGAGAUUUCUAUGUGGAAAAGACACCUACACAUGUACUCAGACUAUUCUCAGAGAGGAGAUUGCUAUUUCUGUGGUGCCGAGUGAGAAGAUAAUGUCUCCUAAAGGCUUCCUGUGGACUGCCUUUGUUUUAUUAAACUCAAGACACCAGUUAACCUCAGCAUAAUUUUGGCCUUAUUAAGAAUUUGCUACUUGUAUAACCAGAAUUAUAUUGGAAGCCAGGUUUACAUCACCUCACUCCUUUUUUUUUUUUUAAAAUUAAUCAGUUCACCAUACCAAGUAACCAGAACGGGACAAUUCAGUUGAUGUUUAAGGCAGUAGGUUUGACUAGGUAGCUAUACUUACUGUCACGUCUAAUGCUAGGCACCAGAAACCACUUGAGCCAGGAUUGCAAAUUGCUAAUUCCAGAGACAUUUUCAACAUAAUUUAGACAUUUUAAAUGUUUUAUAUGAAUGUUUUACAUUGUGUGAUUGCCUUAGAUAUUAAAUUUACUUAGUGCUAAAGAUGAUCAUCAUAAAUACAUUUUUUUAAAAAGCAACCAACAGUCAUAACUUAUUUUAUAUAUUAUUCCAAAGAGUUUCUGUUGUAAUGUUUUCAAGAUAACUACAUUUGAAUUUGUUUAUGUGCCUUAAGUUCACUAGUGCUGUCUCAGCCUUUUCCAUCUAAAUAAAG
Tupaia belangeri chinensis (Chinese tree shrew) is the source of this 6457-nucleotide messenger RNA. It is a transcript of the gene KLHL24, whose product is annotated as kelch like family member 24. Gene Ontology annotation, molecular function: protein binding. Bases 492 to 2294 code for a protein of 600 amino acids. The transcript has 8 exons. The record is from RefSeq and is a predicted model, not a curated record. Lineage: Eukaryota; Metazoa; Chordata; Mammalia; Scandentia; Tupaiidae.